AUGGGGGAAGAGGUGAAGGCGGAUCGCAUCAUCGGGUACACCACUCAUCUUGAACCCGUUCGUCAGCUGCAGGAAACGGGAAAGAGGCACCCUUGCGUCCUCAUCCUUCAAGCCAUGAAACUAGAUAGAGGAUGUAAUGAGUUGAAUCCAGCAUGGCUUGAUCUCGAAGCUGUUCGCUGGGAUGGGCGGAUAGAGGAUGACAGGGCGGAUAUCAGCGACCCGUGGAGUGUAGUAGUAAUCCAAGGUGGGACCCGGCGGCGGUGGUUGAUGAUGAACCCCAUAUGCCUGCCCCUGGGGUAUUGGGUCGUUCCCCAAGAUCUGGUUUACCGGGGGAACCUGGAGAGGUAUCCCCUAGGGCGGGUUAUGUUCACCUUCCAUCUCGUACCCAUCCUCGGAAUCGCUGCUCAAGUGACCGCCUAUGCGCUCCGCUGUAGCCAGUCUAGCUCGCUGUUGUCUCCUAAGUUGGCGACAAGUGCGUUCAAGCUCCGGAUCCAAUGGCAGUAA
Linum trigynum is the source of this 504-nucleotide messenger RNA. The record is from the annotation of a GenBank genome assembly. NCBI's taxonomy places the organism in Eukaryota, Viridiplantae, Streptophyta, Magnoliopsida, Malpighiales, Linaceae.